Fusarium verticillioides 7600 is the source of this 500-nucleotide messenger RNA. RefSeq lists its product as hypothetical. Lineage: Eukaryota; Fungi; Ascomycota; Sordariomycetes; Hypocreales; Nectriaceae. The record is from RefSeq and is a predicted model, not a curated record. The coding region runs from base 166 to 471 and encodes 101 amino acids. The transcript has a single exon.
UGCUGCGAAUCCGUGCGACGCCGGCUGGAACGUUAAACCUUCCUCUGCAGGGAUCAGCUCAACCUCCCAACUUGCGACGCCAAUCAUGGCUUGCCAUUUUCAAAGCCCAGCUAGUCCGAUGUCGCGCCCACGUUGUCUCGUCUCUACGAGCAGCACUGAGGAGCCAUGAGCCAUGAGCAUCAGCGUCCUUGUGAACCUGGGGCGGGACCUUUGACGUACAGAUGCUGCGCGGGGGAGUUUGAGAUGGGCCUGAUUCGUCUAUCAACCCCCAUCCUGCACUACCUACACUGCACUUCAGUCCGAGUAGCUGGAUGCUGGUGUUGCAUCUGGUUCUCGGUGCGAGAUUUGAGAUGUGAUUCCGUCCGUGUGCCAAUCACUAAUAACCAGUGUCCCUACAUACGUACAUGCAAACGCCAGAUUGUUGCUACGUUAAAACUCAUUUGUUGUAAUUUGGUGUGGUACGUGAAGUGACAGAGUGACUAUCAUCUAGGCUCUAGGUU